AUGAGGGUUUUCAAGAAAAAAGUAUCGUUGAGAUGGAUUAACAAGAGAAGACGAGAGAGAUCAACCAGACAUGUCAGAUCAGAAACAAAACAUAUUCCUCUUGAUUUAACCUUGGAGGUACUCUCAAGACUUCCUGCGAAAUCAGUCGUGAGAUUUCGUUGUGUCUCGAAGCUAUUGUCUUCUUUAACCAAACUUCCAAGUUUUAUCAACUUGUUCGGGUCUCGGUCAUCUUCAAAGCGGCCGCGUCUUCUGGUCACCUUUUCAACAGGUUUGGUUAUAUCGUUUCCUCAACACCUGAAUCCUGACGGCUCUUAUCCUCCCUUCUACAGUUUCCAAAUUAAAAACCUUAAUGGUCCGAGUUAUGCUCUAUCCGAGAGCGUCCAUGGUUUGAUUUUACUACCCGGAUUCAAAAUUUGGAACCCAACCUUGAGGCAGUUCUCAACCUUACCACAUCCCAGUGAACACAUCCCGAGUCAAGAUUGUAAGUCUUAUUUUUUAGGAUACGAUCCGUUGGAGGGUAAACACAAAGUUCUAUUCAUAUUACAUUCCGAGGAGCUACGGGUUCUUACACUGGGAGCUCAAGAAUCAUGGAGAAUAUUAACCAAAGGUAUCCCUAAGCAUCAUCCGAGAGGAUAUGGGGGAUGCUUCAGUGGAGUUUUGUAUUAUAAAGCUCAUCUUCUUGAUGAUGAUAAGAAUAUAAUAAUGAGCUUUGAUGUUAAAUCUGAAAGUUUCAGUCCUAUAAAAUAUCCGGAGGGUUUUUCUAAUCAUUGGACGUUUGAUAUGAUACCUUAUGAGGGAAGGCUAGCCUUGGUUACUUAUCGGUGUGACUUACCUGAUAUUGAUCUCUACAUUUUGAAGGAUGCAGAUGGGCACGAAUGGACGCAUCAAAGCUUUCUUAACAUAUUUUGUAAAAGCAAAUUAAGGAGUAAUCCUGUGACUUUCAAGGGUAUUACUGAUGAUGGUGAGCUUGUUUUUGCACCAUCUAUGUUGUCAGAAUCGUACUGUAUUGUAUAUUUCGAUCCUAGUAGAAAUAGUACUAGAGAAGCCCUGUUUGAAGGAGUUAAGGGUGAGAUCAGAAGCUAUUGUGGAAUUGUUACCAGCUGUCCGUACAUUGUGGAUGUUUUUCCAAAUCACAUCGAGAGUCUUGUAUCUCUGUAA
Molecule: messenger RNA, 1158 nt
Organism: Eruca vesicaria subsp. sativa (arugula)
Lineage: Eukaryota; Viridiplantae; Streptophyta; Magnoliopsida; Brassicales; Brassicaceae
Source: the annotation of a GenBank genome assembly